GCUGCUAUGCAUUUUGGGUAAAAGUGUUUCAGUAAACAUGGCGUCCCGAGCACUCGUGCGCUCUGUAAGGUUAUUACAGCACAGCGGAAUCAUUAAAUCCGCCAGCCGAAGAUCACUGACUGUGGUUCAGACAGCGAAAUGGACGCAGCAUUUACGGGUCCCCACUCCAGCACUGCAGUUGUGUCGGCUGUAUUGCGAUUCGCAGCCGUUAACUCUGCAGAGCAUCGAAGAGCGUGUCAUGAAUGUCCUUCAACUGUAUGACAAGAUCAAACCAGAGACGCUUCAGACAUCAUCACACUUUAUGAAGGAUUUGGGACUGGACAGUUUGGAUCAGGUGGAAAUUAUCAUGGCAAUGGAAGACGAGUUUGGGUUUGAGAUUCCAGAUACCGAGGCAGAGAAGCUGAUGACUCCUGCAGAAGUCGUACAGUACAUCGCCAGUAAAAAGGACGUGAAGUGAUGAUAAAGCCCCGCUUUCCAAGCAUCAACAUAUUCGACCUGCACCUUUUCUGUCCGUCACUGGUUUUGUGUAAUGUUUAUUAAAUAAAAAUGAUCAUGUACAUUUGAACAAUAAACAAUAAUCUGAAAUAUCA
Messenger RNA from Tachysurus fulvidraco (yellow catfish), 590 nucleotides. It is a transcript of the gene ndufab1b, whose product is annotated as NADH:ubiquinone oxidoreductase subunit AB1b. Gene Ontology annotation, cellular component: mitochondrion. Gene Ontology annotation, biological process: fatty acid biosynthetic process. Lineage: Eukaryota; Metazoa; Chordata; Actinopteri; Siluriformes; Bagridae. Gene Ontology annotation, molecular function: acyl binding; acyl carrier activity. The record is from RefSeq and is a predicted model, not a curated record. Bases 38 to 457 code for a protein of 139 amino acids. The transcript has 5 exons.